AUGUCGGGGUCGGGUGGAACAGUAUCGGGACCAGAGAGUUGGUCGGGCAGCGGAGUCGGCGGAAUAUGCAGAGGCGGCGUCUCGGGAACUCAACCGUCAGGAGGCCAACCGUCGGGAGAUCAACUGUCGGGAGGUCAACCGUCGGGAGGAGGGCAACCGUCGGGGAGUCACCGGCGGUUCCCAACGGUGUAUUCCGGCGGUCGGGUGGCGGGUUCAGGGACUCCUCAACCCUGCGAGGACAGUGACGGUGGCCGAUUGACGAUCCGACGUCGGAGACGGGAGAACGGCGGCGUCGAAGGUGUCGCAAAUCAGGGCUACGGCGACGGCGACCUAGGGCAAGCGGCGGACAGUGGUGUAGAGGUGGCGACUCGCGGCGGUAGCCCGGCCCUGGGGGUUUUCCGGCCAGGGGAACACGAUCCCGUCGUCAGAAUGGUGGUCCGACGGCGGGGGGAUGCCGAAACGCGGUGGCGACGGUGCGGGAGGCCAACCGUCAGGGGCGGAGCCGGCGGCGUAUUCCGGCGAUCGAGGGGUGGAUUCGGGGACACCUCAGCCCUGCGAGUUCAGUGA
Molecule: messenger RNA, 567 nt
Organism: Andrographis paniculata
Lineage: Eukaryota; Viridiplantae; Streptophyta; Magnoliopsida; Lamiales; Acanthaceae
Exons: 1
Coding region: 1-567 (188 amino acids)
Source: RefSeq, a predicted model, not a curated record